GGCCCCGGUCUGCGCGCUCCGCCCGCCCGCCGCGAGGCUUGGGCUCCGGCGCCUGCUGCUCUGUGGGACCGCGGCUCCCGCGCUGCUGCUCGGCUCUCCCCUUUCCAAGCGCUGGCCUCGGCGUCCGCCGUCAGCAUGGACACUCGCCGCGUGCCGCAAAAGGAUCGCAGAGUAAAGAAGAACUUCAAGAAAUUCAGCUAUGUGAAGUUGAUUUCCAUGGAAACCUCGUCAUCCUCUGAUGACAGUUGUGACAGCUUUGCUUCUGAUAAUUUUGCAAACACGAAACCUAAAUUCAGGUCAGAUAUCAGUGAAGAACUGGCAAAUGUUUUUUAUGAGGACUCUGAUAAUGAAUCUUUCUGCGGCUUUUCAGAAAGUGAGGUGCAAGAUGUGUUAGACCAUUGUGGAUUUUUACAGAAACCAAGGCCAGAUGUCACUAACGAGCUGGCCAGUAUUUUUCAUGCCGACUCUGACGAUGAAUCAUUUUGCGGUUUCUCAGAGAGUGAGAUACAAGAUGGAAUGAGGCUGCAGUCAGACCAUGCAGGCUGCAGGACCCGCAGUCAGUGCCGUCAGGCCGGACCUCUCCGGGUGGCCAUGAAGUUCCCAACUCGAAAUACCAGGAGGGCAGCCAACAAAAGAGCAGCACCCCCUAAGCCUUCAGAGAGUUCUGUGACUGAUCCCGGUUCUGAUUCAGAAGACGAAAAUGGCAUGAAGUUUUUGGAGAAAAGGGCUUUAAAUAUAAAGCAAAACAAAGCAAUGCUUGCAAAACUAAUGUCGGAAUUAGAAAGCUUCCCUGGAUCGUUCCCUGGACGGCGUUCCCUCCCAGGCCCCAGUUCACAAUCAAAGACACCCCGAAGGCGUACCUUUCCAGGUGUUACUUCCAGGAGAAACCCCGAACGGAGAGCUCGUCCUCUUACCAGGUCGAGGUCCCGGAUCCUUGGGUCCCCUAGCGCUCUACCCACAGAGGAGGAGGAAGAGGAGGAGGAGGAUGAUAAGUACAUGUUGGUGAGAAAGAGGAAGGCUGUGGACGGCUACAUGAACGAUGAUGACACGCCCAGAGGUCGUCGCCCGGGAGCCAUGACGCUUCCGCAUGUUAUUCGCCCAGUGGAGGAAAUUACAGAGGAUGAGUUGGAGAACAUCUGCUACAAUUCUCGAGAGAAGAUAUAUAGCCGUUCAUUGGGAUCUACUUGUCAUCAGUGCCGCCAGAAAACUAUUGAUACCAAAACAAACUGCAGAAACCCAGAGUGCUGGGGCGUUCGAGGCCAGUUCUGCGGUCCCUGCCUUCGAAAUCGUUACGGUGAAGAGGUCAAGGAUGCUCUGCUGGAUCCAGACUGGCAUUGCCCGCCUUGUCGAAGCAUCUGCAAUUGCAGCUUCUGUCGGCAGCGGGAUGGGCGCUGCGCCACCGGGGUCCUUGUGUACUUGGCCAAAUACCAGGGCUUUGGGAACGUGCACGCUUACUUGAAAAGUCUGAAACACGAAUUUGAAAUGCAAGCAUAAUAUUUGGAAGAUCACUGCCUGCCUUCUGCUUCACCAAGCUUCCUUGUUAAAGUUUCCAAUUUUGUCAUGUGGUUGACACCAGAGUUAAGCAUUGUGAUGGCCGGGCCGGUCAGUUUUAUAGGCAACUCAAAUCAAACUAACCUCUGGACAGACAGGUGUUUCCGAGCAUCGUGGAGCAUAUUGCUAGCCAUGCUUUGUCCCCCUGCCGUUUCGCCUUUGCUUUCCCUGCCCCCCACCCCUCACCCCACACCAUCCCCCCUCUAUUUCCAGUGGUUCUCUGUCUCCAUCUAGUUUCUGAAUUCUUUUCAUUUUAUUUUGUUUUUUAGUUUCUGAAUUCUUUUUAAAUGACGGUUUUAUGAAAGCAUGUUUGAUUUAAUUGGUGUUCAAAUAACCCUGGAAUCCACCUAUAAAACCAAGCACUUAGAAACACAGUAGUAGUGUUAACUACUAACAUUUUUUAAUUCUAGAGACCAGCUUUCAGACUUGUUUACACAAAAAUAAUGGGUAUGAUUCAGUGUUUUGUACUAGUUGGCAUUUUUAACAGAAUCAAGGCACAAAAGUCUUAAAAUACUGUGGAGAAAUGAGGCAAUUGCUGGAAAGUGGAAUAUGUUCCUUUGGGCGCCUCUCAUGAGAAUAUUCCGUGUAUUGUGCUUGUUACACAGGUUGUCGGAGCUGACACUUAGUUGCUAUUUUCUUCCACUGUGAGGUUGGAUGGUGCAUCAGACUCACAGAGUCCAGGACCCAAAAGUUUGUGGGCAGUUCUAGAAGUCAUUGCAGAAAAGGCAUGUAGGCAAUUAGGAUGGCGAGGCUUCAGAAAUUGAUUUGAAUCCAUAGUAUAAUGGUAGUUUGCCAGAUUUAUUUCAAUUCAUAAAUGUGUAAGGUAUUCCAAAUAAAUUCUCGAGCAUUUUUGCAUGGAAAAUUGAUACUAAUACUAGUCUACAAUCCUUUGCAGCUUUUGCUUUCUUGAAGAAAUUAUAAGCUAGGCAUAGGUUCGUGUUCAGCUUUUAAGCACUUGUAGAACAAUGAGAAGUGCCUUUUUGGAGAUGGGUGACUUGCCAGUUUGUUAACUUGGCAUCCCUGCCAUUAGAGUUUCUGGGCCAGAUUCAUAUAUCAUCUCCCUCUCCCAUUUUUUGCAUUAAAUCAUUUGGUGGAGGUGAAAUACAAGUGUCCAUUUUGCUUUGCAUAUGCAGCCUGUUGCUGUACCCAUGGUUUUAUGCAUAAUUGGACCUUGAAUCAAAUGUAAAUAGAGCUUUU
Messenger RNA from Hipposideros armiger (great roundleaf bat), 2748 nucleotides. It is a transcript of the gene CDCA7, whose product is annotated as cell division cycle associated 7. The transcript has 10 exons. The record is from RefSeq and is a predicted model, not a curated record. Lineage: Eukaryota; Metazoa; Chordata; Mammalia; Chiroptera; Hipposideridae. Gene Ontology annotation, cellular component: nucleus. Gene Ontology annotation, biological process: regulation of DNA-templated transcription. The coding region runs from base 136 to 1494 and encodes 452 amino acids.